This is a messenger RNA of Xylaria bambusicola, 1224 nucleotides long. RefSeq lists its product as uncharacterized. The record is from RefSeq and is a predicted model, not a curated record. NCBI's taxonomy places the organism in Eukaryota, Fungi, Ascomycota, Sordariomycetes, Xylariales, Xylariaceae. The coding region runs from base 1 to 1224 and encodes 407 amino acids. The transcript has a single exon.
AUGGCGUACACAGAAGACCAGCAGCAAAUUGGGCGUCAGCAUGAAAAGUCUUCUAAAUGGCUUAGACUAAAGAUCGUACGUGAGCGCUCCAAGCCAGAUCCUGACUUGGCGAUGUUAGCUGCUCUAUUGAAAGCCCACUGGCUUCUCAUCACCUCAGCUCUGGGCAAGAAGAAUGAGCAACGUCAUUCGAACUUGAGACAGGGUCAUAGAUCAAAAGGAACUGCGUCUCUGUGGUUUGAUACCGCGCAAUUCUACUUCGCGGCCAAUAUGUUCGGCCUUCUGAAGGGUCAGACAACAUGUGUGGUUUCCCCUCGUGUCCUCUUGUCCUGUAUGAACACCUGGGAAGAAACACAGGCGUGGAGUCGGCUACUCGCAGAUACACCAACUGACACUAUGGGCGACGAACAUUUCCGCCUGAUGGGUCGCUUCCAGAGCUACGGUCAUGCUGCACCUGAUACGUUCGAGGUGAUAGCUCUCGAAGCAUUCGAGCAGCGACUGGCACUUUCUCGCAAAUACGGCACUUGGUUCGCCGAGCAAGUUUCUCCAGGCUGGCAGCGUGGAAGUCCACGGAAAUGUUACCUGGAGCGCUGGAACGGCACUUACGAUCGCCUCGUCUGGAGCUUCGGAAUUCAAGGUCAUCAUCGUGCUGAUCAGAUCUGGCACCUCAUGAAAGAACGCCUUCCGCGCGAAAAUGAAGAUAUUACGCGCGAGUUUCCGCAAGACAUCACCGACAUAGAGCCCGCACUACGCCCAGAGACCAUAGCGGUCCGUUCAUGGACCUUUCCUUACCACGGCUUGUUUUUCUCUAUCUACGAAGACCGGCGUGGGAAUUUCUUUCUAUGUCACGCCAAAAGCCAUGACAUCCCUGCCAUAGUUCGCCCACGACUAGCUACACUAUGGAAUGCGACGCUCGACCGACUUCAGCCGUAUGCUGAGCGUUUACGUUGUCUUGCAGAGUUUGAGUGGCUCUGGUACUGGACCAACCCUUUCGUGCGCGGUGGUGCCACCACUGGUGGAGUGCUCUCGGUUUUCUUGCAAAGGUCCCUCCUUAGCGAAGGGUUGCACAUCAACGUCCCUGAUCAUUUUGUGAUGCAGGAUUUGUACGCUCUUAGCAGCGAUUGGCGCUUCUAUGUCUGUGAACGGGUCGCCAAGUUGUCGUCUAAAGGGAAGCACGCCAGUAUUACCGUUGACGAGCGUUCAGCCUUGAGCGUAGUUACGUUAUGA